AUGAAGAAGAAGCGUCUCCUUGUGUCCAACGGCCGUGCUUUCGACGAGCUCCUUCUUGCUUUGAAGAACUUUGUCUCCUGGACGACGCUGCGAGGACCAGAGGUGAAGAAUCCGUCUCGAAAUCUGCUUCACUGCGAGAACGUGGUCGUGACGGCGACGAACUUCCGGCGAGUCGAGGCUUUCUGCUGGGUGGCGCUGCAGACAUGCCUGGGCCGCGACUUCGUCGUGAUGCUCAGGAAGAGGAACAACAGGGUCUCGAGGAACCACUUCUUCGGCGCCGUGCUUCUCAUCGGGUUGAGCGAGGAGGCGCUACGCUUCCUGUACCGGUUCGAACUGCGCGGCGCCGAACACCGGCUCUCGUGGUCAGCCAGGACCCGGAACCUGCACUCGCAGACCGAGACCGACAGGAGCGGAGGUGGCCUGGUGUUGGACAUGAGCACGGCCGAGCGCCUCUGCAAUGGCGCCGACCUCAUCAUGGACGUCACCGUCAGCGUCGCCCCGUCCUUGAGCGGUGAUAACGUGCUGUAA
Rhipicephalus microplus (southern cattle tick) is the source of this 528-nucleotide messenger RNA. RefSeq names its product E3 ubiquitin-protein ligase Siah2. NCBI's taxonomy places the organism in Eukaryota, Metazoa, Arthropoda, Arachnida, Ixodida, Ixodidae. Gene Ontology annotation, molecular function: protein binding. Gene Ontology annotation, biological process: multicellular organism development; ubiquitin-dependent protein catabolic process. Gene Ontology annotation, cellular component: cytoplasm. The record is from RefSeq and is a predicted model, not a curated record.